GUUCGAUUCCUUGGAGUGUUUUCUUCAUUUGUAAUACAAAAACUCAUUUUUUCGAAUCGUUUUUCAUGUAGUUUCGUCCGGACGACAACGUUACAGAGUUAGGUUACCGAGUGUCAAAAGCAUAUACCCCUACCUUUGGUUUGACGUCAGCUGCGUCAGCUAAAAUUGCUGGAAUAAUAUAAAUAUAUAAAUGGCGAUUCAAUCAACUACAUAAGUGGAUAAACAUAUGUAGAUCAACAUUCAAUGAAUGAGCGAAAUCUCUACUGAGGUUAAUAAAUUAUUAAAAAUUGAGUAACAGUUGAUUAGUGUAGUGAUGAAAUCGAUCAACUGAGAAGAAUUUAUUGUGGAAUCCUGAGUGAAGUUCACACACUAUUUUCCAUUUUAUUGAUGAAUAAUGCGGUUGAAGAUAACGAUAGUGAAUCAGAGGAUUGCGUUAUAGCGUAUGCAAAUUCUCGAGCCGUCCAGGACGCUGCUAACAGGAUUCAUAAUUACUUCGAGAUAAAUAUCGUGAUAAGCUCGGAAGUGCAACUCCAGUCAAAUUUUCGGAUGUUCAGAAACACCUUCAACUGGCUUUUCAGAGAAUUAUCACCAUCACUAUCCAGUCCACGAGUAUGUGGACGUCAAACCCAGCACAAGAUGAAAAAGCAUUUAGCCGUUAUAUGGCUUCUGGCUACUCCAGACUCUUAUAGAUCGAUAGGAGACCGAUUCGAUAUGAGUAAAGCAGAUUUAUUCAAAGUAUUUGUAAAAGUAAUAACUGGUUUGAAUACAAUGGUACCACGAAUUAUUGAGUGGCCAAACGAGGCGAGGAGACGUGUGAUAGAAAGAAGUUUAGCAGGGGUAGCUGGCAUUUCAGGAGUGGUGGGCAUCAUCGAUGGCACAUAUGUAGAAAUGAAAGCCCCGCAACAACAUCCAGAAGCAUAUGUUAAUCGGAAAUGUUUCACCUUUAUGACGUUACAAGGCAUUUGUGAUCAUGAGUUACUCUUCCCUGACGUUUUCACAGGUUAUUCAAGUGCUGUGAGUGACAUUAGAAUAUUUCGAAAUUCCGAUAUCUACCCGAAAUUUCGAAACAAUCCUCAGUCCUAUUUCGAAGAUCAUCAACGCAUUCUUGGUGACAAGGCCUAUCCUAUAAAUAAGCUGUGUCUCACCCCCUACAUCGCUCAUCAUGCAUUGACUCGAUGUGAAACAAAUUUCAAUACUAAGCACGCCAAAACCAGAACAGCUAUUGAGCGUUGUUGGGCACUACUUUAUGGACGUUUCCGAUGCUUGAGCUGUCUAAAUAUGAAUCGCAUGGAUCUGGUUCCCGCGACUAUUGUAGCGUGCUGCGUGAUUCAUAAUAUAUGUCGCAUAAAUGAAGAUGAUUUGACAGAGGUUUUCGAAAUUGAGGGUCAACAGCAUUUGCAGUAUAUAAGAGAUGAUGAUGAGAUUGCUGAUGACCAUGAGCUUGACAUACUACGACAGGAAUGAAUCGUGCGCCGUGAUAACUUGGUUACAGCGCUCAAUGCAUAGACCAAUGUAUACUAUCACUACCAAAUUGUCCAAAGCAGAAUCUCCAAAGGUUUCAUCCACGAAUAACGACUAGUGUCGGCGAUGAAUUGUGUAUAGAUUACUUCACCACGUGGUGCAGGUUCUAGUUCAUGAGAAAUCAAUUCUGCACAUCCUCUUCACAGUUUCUCAUCAUCAUUUUGACACAACUGCAAGAUGGACUGCACUCAGUGGACUUCUUGAAUCCGUAAAAUCAUUUUGGAAGAAUUGAUUCAGUAGAGAAGAGGCGACAGGAGAUCAGUAUCAUUUAUAGAUUGUUCUGUGAAUAUCUAGGGAAGGAAGGAGUUUAGCAGAAUUCAACAAGACACCUUUUUUGUGGAGAAUUCUGUCGACUAUAAUGAGGUCGUUUGAUGUUGUUGGAUAAAUCCUAUAGCUUCCGAGAUAUUUGCAAAAUAGUCUGUAGAAUUUUUUUAUGAUCGCUUUCCGAGGCGUUGCUGCAACAUUGAUGCAUCGGAUAUUUGUCUCAUUUUAGUCCGUCACAUCUAUGCUUACGAGUUUGAUGUGUUAUGUUGUAUGUUACCUUCAAUCAUAUUUUGAGAGUAACUAAUUGAAUCACAAACUACGACAGUAGUUUACUAUGUGGACUACUACAUUCUUUUUUUACUAUGCAGUGAAUAUGUUCAUAAGAAAAUUAACGAGUUACAAUGGUCGGUGAAUUUGUAUUGAACUGUGUAAAUUCGUUGAAUAAGAUUUUAUGAAAUUGAAUACAUUGUUAAAAUCCC
This is a messenger RNA of Diachasma alloeum, 2264 nucleotides long. Its product is annotated as putative nuclease HARBI1. Bases 388 to 1464 code for a protein of 358 amino acids. The transcript has 3 exons. The record is from RefSeq and is a predicted model, not a curated record. NCBI's taxonomy places the organism in Eukaryota, Metazoa, Arthropoda, Insecta, Hymenoptera, Braconidae.